This is a messenger RNA of Colletotrichum truncatum, 156 nucleotides long. The record is from RefSeq and is a predicted model, not a curated record. Lineage: Eukaryota; Fungi; Ascomycota; Sordariomycetes; Glomerellales; Glomerellaceae.
AUGUUUGCAUACCGGCAGACUGGAAUGACGUUGUUAGCUCGAUUGACACACAGAACCAUCAAUGUUUCUUCUAUAGGGAUGAGGCGUGUUCUGGGAAGGUUUAUAGCCUUUGGGGUCCGUAUCCUUUGGUUCCUGCCGACUUCAACGAUGUCCUAA